This is a messenger RNA of Gossypium raimondii (Peruvian cotton), 2269 nucleotides long. Its product is annotated as MLO-like protein 4. Gene Ontology annotation, cellular component: membrane. The coding region runs from base 350 to 2059 and encodes 569 amino acids. The record is from RefSeq and is a predicted model, not a curated record. Lineage: Eukaryota; Viridiplantae; Streptophyta; Magnoliopsida; Malvales; Malvaceae. The transcript is spliced from 15 exons. Gene Ontology annotation, biological process: defense response.
AAGAUUAUUAAAUUUUUUUUAUUAGAAUCGAUUUUCAAUGCAAAACGAAAGUGAGUCUGUUUGCAAAUUCACAAACAACGACAAAUCAAUAAUCAUUAAACUAAUUGUUCAUGAACACUUCCCAUGUUCUCUCUCUCUCAAUCUAAAUGACCAUUUUAAACAAAUAAAAAAAGUUUCAAUUUUUCCCUUCAAUCCCCAUUGUUUAAUCUCUUUACUACAAACCCCCAUUUCCUUGUUUCCUGGAUCUUUCGUGUUUUUUUUUGCCAACUGGGUUCUUUAUUUUCUCUCUAAAGCUUUCUUUUUUUAUAACAAUGGCGUUAACAUGAAGUGAGAAAGUUAAGGUUUUUCAAUGGAAGAAAACAUGGGGAAGAUGAUGAUGGAAGGAAGGUCUUUAGCUGAGACUCCCACUUAUACUGUUGCUACUGUUAUUACAGUAUUGGUUUUUGUUUGCUUUUUGGUUGAACGCUCCAUUUAUAGAUUUGGAAAGUGGUUAAAGAAAACAAGGCGAAAAGCUUUAUUUGCUUCAUUGGAGAAGAUUAAGGAAGAGUUGAUGUUGCUCGGUCUUAUAUCGUUGUUGUUAGCACAAUGGGCGCGAUGGAUCUCGGAGAUUUGUGUAGAUUCAUCUCUUUUCUCUAGCCGGUUCUAUACAUGCUCCGAGAUGGAUUAUGACAUGAAAUACAACAUGUUUCUUGAAAGUACUUCGUCUUUCCCGAAUGAGAGUGUCGUUCCUCCGAAAGGACUAAAUACUCUUGCAUCACAUCAAUGUGGCGAGGGUCGUGAACCGUUUGUGUCAUUUGAAGGCCUUGAGCAACUUCACCGGUUUUUAUUCGUUCUUGGUAUCACUCAUGUCCUCUAUAGUUGUCUAGCAGUUGGCCUGGCUAUGAGCAAGAUUUAUAGCUGGAGAAAAUGGGAAAACCAAGCCAACUCCAUAGCUGAUGGGAAUUUACAAGCAAAGAGAAACAAAGUGAUGAGGCGACAAACUACCUUUGUUUUCCAUCACACAUCUCAUCCAUGGAGCAGGAGUCGGAUUCUCAUUUGGAUGCUUUGCUUCCUACGGCAGUUUAAGAGCUCUAUAAGGAAAUCCGAUUAUCUCGCACUACGUCUCGGUUUCAUUACUAAGCACAAGCUACCAUUGUCGUAUGAUUUCCAUAAGUAUAUGGUUCGAAGCAUGGAAGACGAGUUUCAUGGCAUGCUCGGUAUUAGCUGGGCGCUUUGGGGAUAUGCAAUAAUUUGCAUCUUUGUGAACAUUCAUGGAUUGAAUAUUUACUUCUGGCUAUCUUUCAUCCCUGCCAUUCUUGUGAUGUUAGUCGGGACGAAACUUCAGCAUGUUGUUUCCUCAUUAGCACUCGAGAUCAAGGAACAAACCGGUCCACCCACUGGAGCGCAAGUAAAACCACGAGACGAUUUGUUUUGGUUCGGGAAACCGGAUAUAUUACUCAGGUUGAUUCAGUUCAUCAUUUUUCAGAAUGCCUUUGAGAUGGCCACCUUUCUUUGGUCAUUGUGGGGAUUCGAGCAAAGAUCGUGCUUUAUGAAAAACCAUCUUAUGAUAGUCCUCCGAUUGACUUCGGGGGUUCUCGUUCAAUUCUGGUGUAGCUAUAGCACGGUGCCUUUGAAUGUAAUCGUCACACAGAUGGGAUCACGAUGUAAGAAAGCCUUAGUUGCCGAAAGCGUACGGGAAUCACUUCAUAGUUGGCGUAAAAGAGUGAAACAGAAGUCCAAACGUGAAUCCGUACACUCACACACCGCGAGAUCCGUGUGUUCGCUCGAAUCAAUCAUCGAUGAUGAAAGGGACGAAAUCACCGUCGGGACUUUAUCGAGAAGUUCGUCCAUGGAAUCGUUGAAUCAAGUAACGAUAACGUCUUCGGAACAGGCUGCGGCCAUUCUCGGGACGUCCAAUGCCGCACAAGAUGCGGUCUCGUCGAGGGUGGAGGAGUACUUAUCGGAGUCUAUAAAUAUUACUACAUCACAGCCAUUGCCCAUUGAUGAAGAAGAAGAUAAUCAAGGCACUGCUGAAGAAACAAAAGUUGACACUCUAUACGACUUGUUUCAAAGAACCUGAAUUAAUUUAAAAAGGUUUAAUUAUGCUCUCAGUCCCUGUACGAAAUUGUGCUUAAAGUACAGGAACUGGGAGUGUAAUUAGACCGUGUAAGAAUAUUUAUUUUCUUAGCACCUUCUUUAACAUAAUUGUAACCUUAAAUUUAGCCUUUAGAUGAAAGCCAUAUAAAAAACGACUUUUUUCCCAAAUUUAACGGAGGAAUUUACUUGAAAA